Molecule: messenger RNA, 444 nt
Organism: Ipomoea nil (Japanese morning glory)
Lineage: Eukaryota; Viridiplantae; Streptophyta; Magnoliopsida; Solanales; Convolvulaceae
Exons: 2
Coding region: 1-444 (147 amino acids)
Molecular function (GO): zinc ion binding
Source: RefSeq, a predicted model, not a curated record
AUGAGUAGUGUAUAUUCUUCUUCUUCUUCCACUACUGGUAAUGAGUACUAUGAAUUUGGGGAAAGGUUCCCAAUUCUCCAUUGUAGAUGUGGUUACCAGCUCAAGAUUCGAACUUCAUGGACUAAUGAGAAUCCAGGUCGAAGAUUUUGGCAGUGCUCCGGUGGUGGUAGUCACAGGCAGGUUGGGUGUGGAUUUGUGGAUUGGUAUGAUCCUCCAAUGUGCUACCGUUCGAAGCAAAUAAUUCUGGGAUUGCUUAAACACAUAAAUAGGCUAGAGGAAGAUAUAAGAAUACUGCAUAUGAAGAAGAUUGAAGGUGACAAGAAGGAGGCUGGAAAUGUGUUUAAGAAGAUUGUAGGAAUAAUGCUUUUAAUUUUUGUAUGUUAUAUUGGUAUUAAGUAUUGUGGGCUUGUGGCAGUUAUAUCUGAAAUGGCCUUUGAAUUGUAG